AUGGCGAGCUUUGUCACCGACCUCUGGGAGUCCAUCUUCACCCCAGGUCCCACGCCGACCCUACUGCGCGCGGCCAACGCCACCUUUCUCGCUCUGCAGCUCACCCUCGCCGGCCUGCUCUUUGCCACCCACUCGAUUCACUGCGUCAUUCUCUCGAUCAUCUGCGCAGGUCUCUGGUGGAGCGUCAACUGGUUUGCCGCCGAACUCGCCAUCGUCCAACGGGAGCAGGCGGCCAAGGACAAGGCCGAGGAGGACAAGAGGAGGAGGAGGGACGACGGGAGCGAUACGGAAGUGGAGGAGGGGAGCAAGCCCAUUCCCGAGAAGGAUACAGAGGGCGUGAGUGCCUCGAAGGAGGUCGAGAUGCAGCCGGCGACACAGGGUCUCUCGCAGAGGAAGGGUCUUGAGGUGGAAUCGGCGAAGGAGAAGGAUUCGCAGGUCUCGCAGUCGAGCGUGAGUACGGAGGAUGAGUGGGAAAAGGUCUCUGAGGGUAGCGAGGAGAAGGACCAGUAG
Messenger RNA from Emericellopsis atlantica, 510 nucleotides. Its product is annotated as ER protein Pkr1-domain-containing protein. The record is from RefSeq and is a predicted model, not a curated record. The transcript has a single exon. Gene Ontology annotation, cellular component: endoplasmic reticulum membrane. Bases 1 to 510 code for a protein of 169 amino acids. Lineage: Eukaryota; Fungi; Ascomycota; Sordariomycetes; Hypocreales; Bionectriaceae. Gene Ontology annotation, biological process: vacuolar proton-transporting V-type ATPase complex assembly.